AUGAACUUACACAUUUCAAGACUUUUUUUAAUAAUACAUUAUGCCUAUAAGAUAAGUUCCGCAUUCAAGAUAACACAUAAAACAAACAUAUCUUUUUUUAAAAGGUCCCAGAAGGAAAACGCCUUAACAAGAAGCAUUAGAGUUUACAAUAACUUAGAGAAAGUCAACACGGAUAUAAAAAAUUUGGACAUAAUAAAAAAGUGGAAAGACAAUUACCAUUUACGUAUAAUUUUAAAUUCCUACUUUUCUGAUCAUUUGCAAAAGGCUGUUUUAAAUGUCAAGGAGAAAAUUAGCCAGUACCCACAAUUUAUUAUUGCUGGUCCAAUUCCUCAAAAAACGAUUAAAAAGAGAUUUACAUUUUUGAGAUCUCCUCACGUUGACAAAGACAGCAGGGAACAAUUUGAAAUAAAACAGUAUGGCUGUAAAUUGGACAUUUUCUUAAACUCCACCAUUAGCUUGAAGAACAAUGAGUUCACCAAUUUCCUAUCAGUUAAAUUGCCGCGAUUUGUUGGCUUUGAAUACUACUUUGAGGAGAAUUAUAAGGGCUUGAAAAAGGAGGAAAUUAAAAAUUUAAAGAAAAGAAAAUACGUUAGCAAGUACUAUACAAAUUUGCUUAACGCCAAUGAGAAGAAAAAGUAUGUAGAUUUGUUGCUUGAAAAUUCGAAAUAUAUGAAUGUAAGGUUGCCACGAAACUUUUACGAUUUGUAUAAAUUGCCUUUACAUAUAAUACAACAUUACUACAAAAAAACAAUGGAAAAGAAGAAAUGGUAUCACGAGAAUGAAGAAUUAAUGAAAAAAAUCGAAUCCCUUUCCUUCGACUAG
Molecule: messenger RNA, 822 nt
Organism: Plasmodium gonderi
Lineage: Eukaryota; Apicomplexa; Aconoidasida; Haemosporida; Plasmodiidae
Product: 30S ribosomal protein S10
Exons: 5
Coding region: 1-822 (273 amino acids)
Biological process (GO): translation
Cellular component (GO): small ribosomal subunit; mitochondrion; ribosome
Molecular function (GO): structural constituent of ribosome
Source: RefSeq, a predicted model, not a curated record